Molecule: messenger RNA, 1212 nt
Organism: Penicillium nucicola
Lineage: Eukaryota; Fungi; Ascomycota; Eurotiomycetes; Eurotiales; Aspergillaceae
Exons: 1
Coding region: 1-1212 (403 amino acids)
Source: RefSeq, a predicted model, not a curated record
AUGCCGACCAAGCGUAUCCGUUCUCAAAAGAAGAAGAAGCAGUCAGAAUUCACUCCCGAGAGUUCAGAGGACGAGUGGGUGUACUUAAAUCAUCCAACGAAGAAACCGAAGACAAUCCCGAAGGUCAACAAGACCAAGGCUAGAAAAGCUCCAGUCUCUCAAAAAGAUAAAAAAAAUACUAGAAAUGUACCAUCUAUCUCCCAGCACGAGAGACAUUUCAUCACAAACUCCCGGAGCGAACCAAGAUGGAGUCCGGCUUUCUACGCGCAUAAACCUGCAUCAUACCUUCCGGUGGUUAUAAGACCAAAGGAUCCUCCGAUUCUCGAUUUUGACGAACUAUGGGAUGACAACGUGGCCCUUCCUAUGCCCAGAAACCUCAUCGGCCAGUUUGGAGAUAUCGUCGUGCCCAAUAUUUAUUUCGGCGACACGGCGCCGAUGCCUCGUUGGCGUGUCGCACGACAGCGCAGUCCACAUCAGUUAUAUUCCCCCGAAACAAAUACCAAUGCCAAGCGCAGCAGUGUCACAAGCACUUCCAGCUCUGGUUCAUUGUCUGAUAUCUACAGGUGGACGUGGGUCUUCGAGGCCGGCGAGUUCUGGUCCUGGGGAAGAUUGGAAUACGACCAGCUCUACGAAUACGCAUAUAUGUGUCUAUUCCAGACAAUCAAAGAUCCCUUCCAGGAGGAGCGCAUUCGACAUGCUGUUUUCGGGCCCUCCGGACUGCCGGCAGAUUCGCCGCCUCCAUACUUACCAGCUCUGCCGGGCAGGCCACAUACUAGAUACUUUGAAUUGGAGGAUGGCAGGAGUAUCUUGAACAAGCCUCCCAGUGUCAAUGAUUCUUCUUGUUACCUCCCCGACUAUAGACGUCCAUCCUUGUCUAUCGGGCCUGAUUCCCGUGGUGUGCGCAAUGCGAACGUGCAUGUUAUUCCUCAGACUAUGUUCAAUCUCAUGCGUGAGUCUUUGACAAGUACAUCUGCAGAUUCGCGGGAUCAGUCACCUUCGUCGACUAGCCGCAUGUCUACUCAUUUGGAGGUUGAAAAAGUGGGGGGUUCUGGGGAGUUGGAGCCUGUAAAGGAUCAAGAUCUGGAGCGGAAUGAUGAGGGUAGGACUGCACGAUUUGGUGAGUACAGAUUUGUUUGGUUUUGUGUUAUCUUUCUCGUUCUUUGUAUGUUUCUUUGUCUUUUCUUGUAUGUCUUCAAGGUUUUCAAGCGAUGA